Molecule: messenger RNA, 2457 nt
Organism: Pogonomyrmex barbatus (red harvester ant)
Lineage: Eukaryota; Metazoa; Arthropoda; Insecta; Hymenoptera; Formicidae
Gene: Atf6
Product: bZIP_ATF6 domain-containing protein ATf6
Biological process (GO): regulation of transcription by RNA polymerase II; endoplasmic reticulum unfolded protein response
Cellular component (GO): nucleus
Molecular function (GO): RNA polymerase II cis-regulatory region sequence-specific DNA binding; DNA-binding transcription factor activity, RNA polymerase II-specific
Source: RefSeq, a predicted model, not a curated record
UUUUAUAUAUCAUAUGUAUUUAUGUCUUAUUCGACUCGUCCACGCAACUUUUGAUGUGUCUGAUUAUGUUUGAAUUUUUUUUUCAGCGUGUUUAUUGAGUAUACUUUGAUAUAAAAGUACAACUUUGCCGUCGAACUAUGCUUCGUUGAGCGGAAAUAUGCCAAGUAUAGAAUUUGGACAACGAAACAGCGAUAAUAUUGCAAUAUCGGAGACACAAAUGUUUCCAGAAUUCGAUAUUUUAGAAGAAAGCAACCAAUUCGUUCCUGAUCAUCUUUUCCAAUCAUGGGGUUCCGAAUUAGGAAUGCCUGUUUCACUGGAGAGAGAUAUCUCAGAUUCUGAUAAUUCUUCAAGUGAAGCUAUGAAAGAUAUAUUCGACUUAUUUACUAUCAAGGAACUAGAAUUUGAUCAUAUACAAAAUAGUUCAGAGCCAGGGAAAACGAUUAAGAUAAAAAAUGAAAUUAAAUUUGAACCUGAAAGUCCAAAUACACAAUUUCCAUUAUCACCCAGUAAUUUUUACCAUUCAGAAUCUAAUGAUUCAGACAGACAAAUAAAAUGUUCAAUGCAAGAAGUGUCAAAUUGUGCGAUACAAAAUAUAAACAAAGAGUUUACUUUAGGAACAUCACUAAUUUCUUCUCCACACUAUAUAUCUUCAUCAUCACAAACACCUCAAUCAUCUUUAAAUAUAUCAGGCAUAACUCAGGAUGUUAAAUUCAUACCUAUUAAUAAGCAAGAUAUAAUGCAUACCAAAUAUAUUAAAAAAACUGAUUCUACGAAACAUGUUCAUAUCCAACCCAAGAGUAUCGCACAGCAUACAAAAGAUGGUAAACUUCAAAAUACUAUCUUUCUUCAAGAUAUUACUACAUUUGCACAGAAUGCAAAUUCACAACAUAUAUUGUAUCCUUCAAAACUUCGAGUAUUACCGGCACAAAAGCAACAAAAUUCAUUAAAUAUCAAUUCUAAUAAAAAAACAAAUACUACAACGUUUCAAUUACCACAGAAUGUGAAAAUGAUUAAUACUAUACCAAACAUUUGUCCAACAAAUACUACUGAAUCAAUAGAUAAUUCCACUUUUUUAAACAAUGGAUCUAUAGAAUAUAAUAAUAUUGUUGUUAACAAUGAAACUUUGAAUUAUGCGCCAUUUCAAGUAAUACAGAAUGAAAUAAAUUCCAACUCAUUAUUAGUAAAAAACGAAGUAACUGAUUUCAAUUUGUCAAAAGAUAAUCAGGAAUGUACAUUGAAAGCACUAAAAAGACAACAAAGAAUGAUAAAAAAUAGAGAAUCUGCUUGUCUUUCUCGAAAGAAGAAAAAAGAAUAUGUAUCGUCUUUAGAGAAAGAAAUAUCGGUAUUGAAGAAAGAGAAUAAACAAUUAAAAUCGGAAAAUAUAACUUUAAAACAGAGACUAUCCGAAAUGGAAGACAAUAUUAUAAAUGACAAUAACAAAUAUAAAAAUGUCAAUUUUAAACCUUUCUUAAAAAAGAAAGUAAAAGGAAGUGCUGUUGUUCUUUUUGGUAUAAUGUUUAUGAUAGCUUUCAACAUUGAUGGUUUUAGGAAAACGCUUCCACAAAAUAUACCUUUUAAAACUGAAUCUGAUAAUUUGAUAGUAUCUAUACCAGAAGAUAGACACAACAGAAGAUUAUUCUGGGCCCUAGAUGAGAACGAUAACAAUAUAGAAGAUGGAAUCGAAGAAAAUUUUAAUAAAAGUGGUGUACCAAUACAUCAGCCAAUAUGUCCAAUGUAUAUUAAUCAAAGUGAAUCGAUACGUUUAGAUAGCGAGUUAAGACGCUGGAUCGAUGGUGAAUCUGAUCGAGAUAAUCGGACUGCUUUAAGAAAAAUAAAAUUACAGAUAAAUUCGUUAAACGUAUCAUUGUUAAGAUCGCCAUUGGAAGAAAGAGCAAAACGAAAGUUGUAUUUACCACGAGAUAGAAAAAUAAAAUUGCACAAAAUGAUCGAUAUUCCCACCGUUGAUCAAUAUCCGGAUAAUAAUGCAAUUGAGAUCUUCUCGCCGAUAUUGAGCGAACAUGCUUCUUUAUUUGAAGCUUUAGGAAGAAGAGACGAUACAUUUUAUGUUGUUUGGUUUAGUGGCGAACAUUUAUUAUUGCCAGCUUCCCGAAAAAAUAACACAGCUAGACCUAAAAUGUCUCUAGUUCUACCUGCUGUGUCUAUAAACGGUACAUUUUCAACACCACCUAAUCAUAUAACAAUGAUGCAAAUUGAUUGUGAAGUAACCAAUACGCAACUACUACAUUUACAGCAAUCUAUCAUACCAGUUCAUUUACGAAAUAGUAAACCUACAAAUCAAUCAAAUCACUCUCAUUCUGUUAAAGACAUAGAUAGUUCAUCUACAGUUAAUAUCACUAGAAAUUAUAAACCGUACUUUUUAAAAGAAGUAAAUCGGAAACAUCGAUAUAGAAAACAUUUUGUGUAAUUAUAAUAAUAAAAGCUAAAAUUUUUGUGUAA